AUGGACGACGAAGAGGAAGGGGAUGAAGACUGGCGCUACGGCCCCCUUGGCCGUGCCGGCGUCCUCAAGGACGCGGAGCCCGUCCCUCCGGAGCCCGCGGAAAGCAAGUCAGAAGCCAGUCAGAAGCCGCUGCGGUGUGGCGAGGUGAAUCCGCGGACAAUCUGGGCGUACUGGGCACAGGGGCACGAGCAGAUGCCGGAGUUCUUCCGCCUUUGUGUGAACACCUGGCAGCGCACCAAUCCCCAUUGGGAUGUGAGGAUCCUCCAGAAGUCAACGGUCUUGGAAUACCUCUUAGAAGAGGAGCUGCCCAAUCGCUUCUUUGACAUGACGUCGCAUCAGACUGCCUCCGAUGCGGUCCGCCUCGGAGUUCUCAGUCGCUAUGGCGGCGUUUGGCUUGAUGUGAAUAUCUUGCUCUGUGGCUCGCUGGAUCGACUUUGCUGGAACGCCAUCCGUCAUGGGACGCCGGCCUGCGUGUUCUUCCACCCCUCCUACGGCACCGAAGCGCUCGGAGGCCAAGACUUUGUGGAGAGCUGGUGCUUGGCAACUAAGCCAGAGAACCCCUUCUUCAUGCGAUGGAGGGAGAUAUUCAAGGAGCUUUUUCAGGAUCGUUUGGGCAUCGACGGCUUGUUGAAGCACCGCCUCUACAAAGGUUUGGACCUCUCAGGCUUUGAGAAGCUGAACCGAGACUUCCAGGGCUCCGGCAUGGAGUUCCGGGAAUAUUUGGCGAUCCACGCCAUGUGCCACCGGCUGCUGGAAACCGACCCUGAGAGCCGCCGUGCCUGGCGCGACGACUUCCUCAAGGUCAAUGCUGCUGACACUGCCUUUCGCCUGCAGAUGGUGGCGCAAGCCAGUGACAUGCACAUGGCACAGGUCUUGCUGCUGGAGGACACUCGUGCCGAGCAGCUCAUCGAAGGGGUGCCGCUCAUCAAGUUCCGGACGCCGGACUAUGGCCCCUUGCUGCAGCUUUCCACUGCUCAACUCACAGAUCGACGCCACUUGCUGGGACGCUUACUGGAUCCGGCGCCCCGCGCCGGCGCGCGCGCUGUACGCGCACCACAGAGGGUCAGCAUGAGCUUCAUGGGUGGCGCCCGACGCUUCACGGCGGCGGCCACCGUGGCGGCCAUCCUUUGUCGCGGUGCCCGUGCACAGUCUCCGCUGGGCCCAAGCCUGCCGAAGUUGCGGCCGGUGGAGUUACGGUCGGAUGGGCUCGGCGACCGCCAGGGCGCGCGCCACGCCUGUGCCGUGCUCGCUGCGCCGGUGAGUGGCGAAGAACCGGACGCGGAAAACCGAGCGGAACCGCAGAAAAGACGCGCGCGAUGCGGGGCGUCGCACGGAGCGAUGGAGAGCGAGCGAGAUAAGAGCCUCUUUGCUCGGCUGCCGGAAGAUUUGUUGGCCAAGGUGGUCGAGGAUCUCCCCAGCAACCUGGCGCAGCGCACCAUUCAGACGCACCUUUCAGAGCUCACAGCUUUUAAAAUCGAGCUCCACAGCAAGAUUGAAGAGCAGUUGUUGCGUAUGGGAACAGCGGACGGCCUGGCAGCGUGGUUGCGGGAGGAGUGCAAGCCGGCUUUCCACCAUGAGGUGGUGGUCGCCGCUUGUUUGAGCUCCUUCGACGGGCGACCCCAUCCCGAUGCCUAUUGGACCAGCUGCUUCGACCCUUCGGACCUGCGCACGGAGAAGUGUCGGAUGAUCCUGGAUGCCUUGGUGCAGCUCUCCACCUCCGAACACCUCUUGAGCGAGACGGACAUUCAAAUCGGUUUCUCCAGGGUCUUGGGCAUCGUCACCAGCGAGAUGGAGGUGAAGGAGACACGCAGCGAGUUCCCACAUCUGGUGGCCCUCCUUCGUGGAGCCGUGGAAAAGGAGCUCCUGGCGGCACAGUUCCUGAAGCUCGCGCGGCGCUUGCACUACGGCGGCCCGUUGGGCAUGCAGGCGCUCCGCUGCGCUCAGCGGCAGACGCCCUUGCACUCCAGGCGUGUGUGGGGCACCGGCGAUUUGCGGCAGAUGCGUGCGGAGAUGCACGACACCAUCGAGGUCUGUUUGGUUCGCGCGCGCGCGCGCGCGAAGGUUUGGGGCGGUGAAGUCGGUGUGUGGAUCGUGUGUUCAUGGGCUCCAAGUACAUCCGGAAAAGGUGUUGGGAGCCCUUCUGGCACCCGGGUCGCCCAAAUAGAUCAUCAUACAUCAUCAUACAUCCUCAUCCACAAUACCUUCUCAGGAUCUACUUGGAGCCGGAAAUUUCAUGGGCGCCAUUCGGUGGUUGCUCUUCACUCAAAAGCUGCGGUUGUGCCAGAGUGGUCGUUGGUGCUGGUACUGGUGGCUUCCAAGACCGAAUUCAAGCCACCCAUCCGAAUCCAAAUCCGACGAGCGACCGUUUAUAUUGGGGUUAGUAAACGGUUAGAGAUUCAAAAGCAUCGUCCUGGCAACAUUGAAAGCUAUCCCUCACACUCCAUGCAAUACUUUCAAAGUAUACGUUUUUUAAAAGUAUAUAUAUGUGAUAUACCUCAAAAAAGGCCUAAACCAGAUGCCCCCCCCAAAAAAAACAUGUAUCUCUAA
This is a messenger RNA of Durusdinium trenchii, 2547 nucleotides long. The record is from the annotation of a GenBank genome assembly. Lineage: Eukaryota; Dinophyceae; Suessiales; Symbiodiniaceae.